UACGUAGCAGUUACAAAUCUUUUUAUAUUAGCCGUUCACAACCGAGGUCGUAUUGUUCAAAAUGUUAUAAAGGCGUCAACGAGACUGUUCGGACGUUGUUGAAAAUAUUGCAAACAUUAUGAAAACAGUGUAAUAUUCAGAAUGUAUCGUUUUCUAUUGGUAUUGAUCGCUGCCAGCGGUGCAAGCGGGAUAGUAGACCCGGCAGCACAACAAAUUAUUCUAUUUAAAGAAAAAACAUCGGGUCCCAUUGGUAUUAUGACUACAAGUGCAGGGGCGCCUAUAGAAUACAGAGACACAAGAACAUUGAACUCAAGAUUGAUAUUUAAUGAAUUCUUCAUGGAUUCUCUGACACAUCUAUCUCGCGAACGUAUUCCUGAACGUCUAGUGCACGCAAAAGCAGGUGGUGCUUUUGGCUAUUUCGAAGUUACACAUGACAUGUCGGAUAUUUGCAAAGCAAAAGUAUUCAACAGUGUAGGAAGAAAGACGCCGAUCGCAGCCAGGUUUUCACCAGUGGUUGUUGAAAGAGGCGGUAAUGAUGUUUCAAGAGACGCUCGAGGUUUCGCAGUCAAGUUUUACACACAGGAUGGUAAUUUUGAUAUUGUUGGGUUUAGCACGCCAAUGUAUGUUUACAAUGAUCCAAUUUUAUUCCCGACUUUUGUUCGGGCCCAAAAGAAAAAUCCUGCAACGAAUUUAUUUGACGCAAAUACUCUUUGGGACUUUCUAACUCUUCGGCCUGAAAGUUUUCAUAUGUUUCUAUUGGUUUUUGGAGACCGUGGUAUUCCAGAUGGCUACAGCCAUAUGCCUGGAUUUGGUAUACACAGCUUUGAAGUGGUUAAUGAACAUGGAAAGAAACAUUUUGUAAGAUUCCACUUUAUGCCAGACGCAGGUAUUAAGAAUUUGAGAGCAGAAGAAGCAAGAAAAAUAGCGUCUGAAGACGCGGACUAUAACACCCGAGAAUUAUACAAAUCCAUAGCAAAAGGAAAUUUCCCAAGUUGGACAGUAAGCAUACAAGUAUUAACGCUAGAUGAUGUAAAAUCUGCUUCAUUUAAUGUGUUUGAUGUAACUAAAGUUCUUCCUCUCGACAAAUAUCCCCUCAGACCAUUAGGAAAAAUGGUUUUAAACAAGAACGCAGUUAAUUAUUUCGCAGAAAUUGAACAGUUAGCGUUCAAUCCUGCUAAUUUAGUCCCUGGUAUACUUGGAGGUCCAGAUAAAGUUUUUGAAGCUCGUAGGUUAGCUUAUAGAGACGCACAAUAUUAUCGGUUAGGUGCUAAUUUCAACAAGAUACCAGUAAAUUGUCCAAUUCUCUCUGAGAAUUUAGCAUAUAAUAGAGAUGGAGUACCACCAGUAAAAGACAAUGGUCAAGACACGCCUAACUAUUAUCCGAAUUCAUAUAAUGGCCCCGUUCCUUAUAAGGAUCACAAACGGGGAGAAUUAAUAGAGAUUUAUGAGGAGGAUGCAAAUAAUUUCGAGCAAGCAACUGAAUUGUACGUAAAUGAAAUGACUGCAGAAGAAAGAAGUAGGUUAGUAGAGAAUGUGUUAUACAGCUUAGGAUCUGCUGCGAAGUUUCUACAAGAUAGGGCAGUAAAAAUAUUUUAUAUCAUUCAUCCUGAUUUGGGAAGUAGGAUAGAACAAGGACUUCUUGCCAAUGGAACAAAUAAUUAUUGGGAUAGAUAAAAUAGGCGUUCUAAGCAUACGUAUUUGAAUUGAUACUUUCUACUUUGCCGAUGUGUUAACAUAUUUUGCUUAUAAACAAACUUGUCUCCUCUAGAAUCCUAUUUGAUUCUCAAAGUAUCAAUAAGUUGCGGAUGGACCUACACAUGAAUUUAAAGUAUAUUGGCUUUUGCCGUUCCUACUUACUGUGAUACUUUUAGGAGUGUAAAGUUUUGGUGCUUAGCUGGUGUAUAGUUUAUUAUUAACGUGUUACUAUUACUUAAAUUAGAACCCGUAUGUGUAAUAGAUGUGAUGACAGUAAUAAAGUAAAUUAAUAAAUUAUUUAAAACAGAAGAAAACAAGUUCUGAAUAAAUUUGUCGAGUUAUGUUUGGCUGCCAUAUAUUUUUCUAUUUUUAUAUUGAAGAAAAUGUAGGUAAGUAAACACGUAAAAGUUUUAAGUACUAGUGUUUAGUGUGUAAUAAACAACAAACGUGAGGUUGUUAUUAACUUCUUA
Molecule: messenger RNA, 2165 nt
Organism: Leptidea sinapis
Lineage: Eukaryota; Metazoa; Arthropoda; Insecta; Lepidoptera; Pieridae
Product: catalase-like
Exons: 2
Coding region: 142-1674 (510 amino acids)
Biological process (GO): hydrogen peroxide catabolic process; response to hydrogen peroxide
Cellular component (GO): cytoplasm; peroxisome; mitochondrion
Molecular function (GO): catalase activity; heme binding
Source: RefSeq, a predicted model, not a curated record